Rhinichthys klamathensis goyatoka is the source of this 915-nucleotide messenger RNA. Its product is annotated as leishmanolysin-like peptidase. Gene Ontology annotation, molecular function: metalloendopeptidase activity. NCBI's taxonomy places the organism in Eukaryota, Metazoa, Chordata, Actinopteri, Cypriniformes, Leuciscidae. Gene Ontology annotation, cellular component: membrane; cytoplasm. The record is from RefSeq and is a predicted model, not a curated record. Bases 151 to 885 code for a protein of 244 amino acids. Gene Ontology annotation, biological process: proteolysis; cell adhesion. The transcript has 7 exons.
UUUCUGCAUUCACGCUGCUCUGGGUUUAUGGAUGAAGCCGGUUAAAGAACUGCUAGUUUUCUCACAGAAUAUCCCUCAAUUUUGUGCGAUAUCGAAGGGCUCUCUGCAGCAUGACAGGACGGAGAUAUGACUGUUAAUGUCACGGUUUAAAUGAUGGCGUCAGGAUGGCGGCAGCCUCGAUCAGCUACAUCCGCUUUACUCAUUAACACCAUAAUCAUCUUCAUCAGCACCGGCGCGCAGACCCACACCUGUGACCAUAAAGUGCCCCUGCCUACAGAGGUGAUACAUAAAGUGUUUCUAAAGCCAGAUAGAUUGAUCAAAAGAAGCACUGACCAGCAGUUAAAGAUCCAGAUAGAGUACGACUCCAGCUUGGAUGGGUUAGAUGAAGACAAAAGCAGCCAUGUGAAGGACAAGCUCCUCCCACAGGCUAUUGAUUAUCUUCAGGAGGCCUUCAGGGUUCGUAGGCAGUCUGGCCCAAUAUUGCUGAGCAGGCAAUGUGCAACCAAUCAGUACCUUAGAAAGAGAGAUGAUCCGCAUCGCUACUGUCAGGGACCAUGUGCAGGCAUCACCAAGUGUGGCCCAGUUGUUGUCCCUGAACAACAUUUGCAACAAUGCAGGGUUUGCAGUGAGUCUGGAAAGUCCUGCGGUCCCGCCGGUCCUCCCGAUGGUGAGGGGGUGGCGAGGGCAGAUUUUGUGCUGUACGUGAGUGCGAUGACCACAGAGCGCUAUGGACAAGAGAACAUCGUAGCCUAUGCAGCGUACUGCCAGCUGGAGUCUGAACUGGACAGGCCCAUCGCUGGAUAUGCCAAUCUGUGUCCCAAUAUGAUCUCCACUCAACCUCAGGAGUUUGAAGGAAUGCUUUCCACAGUCAAACACACGAGAUGAUACAUGCCCUGGUAACAACAUUAAACUCUA